Orbilia oligospora ATCC 24927 is the source of this 1758-nucleotide messenger RNA. RefSeq lists its product as uncharacterized. Gene Ontology annotation, biological process: transmembrane transport. NCBI's taxonomy places the organism in Eukaryota, Fungi, Ascomycota, Orbiliomycetes, Orbiliales, Orbiliaceae. Gene Ontology annotation, cellular component: membrane. Gene Ontology annotation, molecular function: transmembrane transporter activity. The transcript has 6 exons. Bases 1 to 1758 code for a protein of 585 amino acids. The record is from RefSeq and is a predicted model, not a curated record.
AUGGAUUCUCAGGCUGAAGGUCCUGAAGGACGUUUACUACGACAAGGUCAAAAUGAAGGAGAAGGGGAUGAGUUUCGGAGGAAUAUUAACAGGGAGAGCGAGGAUGUUGACGGCAUCGAAUCACAAUCAAGGCCAUUGCUUACACCUGUGGAAACACAUACAACGAUCAACUCCGACAAUGAAGACGGCGAAGAACCAAAGGACGGUGUGAAAUGGUGGAAGCGGCCGAGUAUACUAAUAUUAUUACCACCCUUCGUAUUAUAUGCAAUGGCUCUUGGAGCGGCUGCGGUACCUCGUGUCAAUAUGGUAUUUGCACUUAUAUGUCAAGACUAUCUCAAUCGGAAGGAACGGGAAGCGACAAAUGGAGAUUUUACACCGAUAAGGCUAGUUCUUGGGGCAGAUAACCCGGAGUGCGAGAUUCCCGAGAUUGGGGCCCGAGCUGCCACAUUUACAUUAUACAUGAAUAUCAUUACAGGGAUAUUAAGUGCGAUAACGUCGCCUCGUCUUGGUCAAUACUCCGACCGGAUCGGCCGUCGAAUGUUUUUAAUCCUUGGUUCAUUCGGCGCUUGCUUGUGUGAAGUAACUUUGAUCCUUUGCCUGAAAUACCCCGAUUAUUUCAGCUACUGGUUUCUACUUCUCGCCAGUGCCUUUGAGGGGAUUGUUGGAGCUUUCACACUCAUUCUUGCAUUGGUACAUUCUUAUGCAUCAGAUUGUACAUCCUUUGCGAAGCGUUCUUCGGCAUUCUCGCUCUUCCAUGGGUUUUUGUUCCUUGGGAUAGCAAUUGGACCCGCAAUUGGAGGGUUUGUUAUAGAGAAAACAGAUGACAUAGCCGUUGUGUUCUACGGCGUGAUAGGAGUUCAUGCGGUAUUUAUAUCGUAUAUACUAUUCAUCUUGCCCGAGUCAUUAUCGAAAGAGAAGAUGGAAUUGGCAAACGAGAAGUUUGCGGAAGAAAGGAGGAAAUCUGCAGGCUCGGUUAGUUGGCUACAGAGCGUCAUGGGGGUCGUCAACGUCUUUAAGCCACUAAAUGUGCUGUGGCCGGAGGAAGGGGGCAACUUAACAAAGAUACGAACGAACAUGAUAUUACUUGCAGCAAUCGAUUUUGUCAUGUUUGGUGUAGGGUUCGGUUCGAUGACGGUCAUACUCUUAUACUCAAAGGUUGAAUUCCAUUGGACCACGAAGUUCGCUUCCUACUUCACCAGUUUCGUCAAUGCCUCUCGAGUGAUCGGUCUAUUUGUUAUUCUUCCAUUGCUCACUCGCUUCUUCCGCAAGAAGCCGCGACCAGGGGAUCCAGUCGGUGGAUGCGACAAUCUAGACACCCUGAUAAUCCGAGGUGCUCUAUCGAUGGAGGUUCUUGGAACUCUCUUCUUCGUUGUUGCCCGCGACUCACCGUUGUUUAUGGCGGGUGGCCUCAUAGCUUCGUUCGGAGGCUUAGGGUCACCGACAAUUCAAAGUUCCCUGACAAAACAUUCGCCGUCUGAGAAAACUGGUCAAUUGCUGGGAGUUAUUGCCUUACUGCAUUCACUGGCUAGAGUUAUUGGGCCGACUGCGUUUAAUGGGAUCUAUUCGAAGACAGCGAAGACAUAUCCGCAAUCAGUAUUUGUAGUGCUCGUGGUUUUGUUCAUGAUUGCUUGGUUGGGUGCAUGGUUUAUUACGCCAUAUGUUGCGGUGGAUGGGGUAGGAGAUGAAGUUGUUGAGAGGUUGUUUGCAGAUGAAAGAGGGGAGUUAGAUGAGAGCGAGCCUCUAGUGGGGAGAAAUUAG